Messenger RNA from Lichtheimia ornata, 726 nucleotides. RefSeq lists its product as uncharacterized. The transcript has a single exon. The coding region runs from base 1 to 726 and encodes 241 amino acids. NCBI's taxonomy places the organism in Eukaryota, Fungi, Mucoromycota, Mucoromycetes, Mucorales, Lichtheimiaceae. The record is from RefSeq and is a predicted model, not a curated record.
AUGAGCUUUUAUCCAAGUAGCUCCCAAGCAUCAUCAAAACAAGAUCACUACACAGCUCCGUUGCCACCGCUGCCAUCACGACGAGGACAAUCAUCACAGCACUCGACAAAUCGAAGCAACACCUUGGAUCACCCACAGGACGAGCCGCCACCUUAUUACUUGACACCCCGGGGAUACUAUAUGGGUCAAGAUGCAACAGCCAUCGAGAACAAAAAGAAACGGAUACAUGUGAAUAAUGCAGCCGCUGAAGCAAGCAGUUGUAGUAAUUCUCAUUACCUUGAAGAAACAAUACCGAUGCAACAGCAACAGCAGCGAGACGUGAUGCCACCCUAUUCCUCUUCAAUACUCAAUGAAAGUCGACAAAAAAACACAUGCUGUGGAUCCUCGCAGGCAUCAUGUUGGCGAGUGUUUUGGUUGAUAUUAUCCAUUGUCAUCCUGAGUGCUGGUAUUGGUAUGGUUGCAGGCUCGGGUGCAUUGAAGAACGUAUGCGAUGUCGAUUGUGGUGGAGGAGUGGAUAUCAAACCAGGUGUCGUUGAUCGCUGUUCGGUGGUAUGUGCUGAUGGAUGGCAAAAAGGGUUGUUGUACGGUGGUAUUGUCGUAAUGAUCCUUUCUGGUCUAUGGACCUUGUGGUUGCUGUUGAUUUGCUGCAUCAAUCCAUGUAUUCAACGUAGACAAAAGAGAAAAGAACAUCAUCAGCAAAACGAUAUACACAACCCCCACAUUUGA